This is a messenger RNA of Trametes versicolor FP-101664 SS1, 894 nucleotides long. RefSeq lists its product as uncharacterized. The transcript has 3 exons. The record is from RefSeq and is a predicted model, not a curated record. NCBI's taxonomy places the organism in Eukaryota, Fungi, Basidiomycota, Agaricomycetes, Polyporales, Polyporaceae. Bases 1 to 894 code for a protein of 297 amino acids.
AUGUCUGCAACUUCCGGACCAUCGUCUUUGCAGCAAUCUGCGAAGGCACAUACGGGUUCCCUCGUGGACAAACUCCAGCAGGAGGCACGCGAGUCCGCCUCGCAUACCUUCGAGGCCGUCUCCUCACUCGCAUGGUUAUGGCCUCUUCGCGGUCUCCUAUUCUCUAUCACUCACCCACAGAUCAUCCUCUCCGUCCGCCAUGCACUCCUCAAGUCCAUCCUCUCCUCCGCCGUCAUCUUCUGCGUACUCGCCUUCUUCACCUACAUCCCCCAAAUGGCCAUCCUCGCAAUCUUCACCGGCCCCCUCGCCCCACUCAUCGCCCUCAUCGUCGUCGGCGCCGAGUCCCUUCUCGUCGUCUCCUUCCUCGCGCGUGCGCUCUUUCUCGAGCCCGCCCUCACCCACGUCUUCGACGCCACGCUCGAGGCCAGCGCACAUGGUCAGCUCGUCCGCGAAGGAAAAGCACGCACCGCCGCACAAGCGUCCGUUGCGAAGGGCGUCCAGGGCGCGCUCGUGAAGCCCCUACAGGCGUUCUCCAAGGACGGCAUUGUGCGCUACGUGCUCACGCUCCCGCUCAACUUCAUCCCGGGCGUUGGCACUGUGUUGUUCUUGCUAUACAACGGGUACAACGGCGGCCCCGGCUGGCACACACGCUACUUCCAGCUGAAGAACCUCAGCAAGAGUCAGCGCGCGUCGUUCGUCGAGAACCGCAGAGCGGAAUACACGGCAUUCGGCAUGUCGACGCUGCUGUUCAACUUCAUCCCCGUCGUGGGCCUGCUCUUCAGCUUUACAAACACCGUCGGCGCUGCGCUUUGGGCAGCACAGCUCGAGGCGCAAGCGAACAUCAUCGACAACCCCGUCGGCGGUUCGACGCAAGGCCGCAAAAAGGGCGAGUGA